Messenger RNA from Amoebophrya sp. A120, 1287 nucleotides. NCBI's taxonomy places the organism in Eukaryota, Dinophyceae, Syndiniales, Amoebophryaceae. The record is from the annotation of a GenBank genome assembly.
AUGAGUAUGCUUGAUUAUUUAGACCCUGUGCGACGUUCUUUAAUGUGGGCUAUUGGUCGGGGUCCUUUGCCUUUCGGGCAACAGGCAGUUGUUCGAAAGAUAGAAAGAUUCGUAAUCGCGAGAAGCAAGAUUUCCGCUGCUUUCUUCUUACUUCAAUCACAAUCUGUUUCGUUCAACACCUGGUCGUGCUCCUUCGUAAUUUGUGUAAAUUUCGUUAUCGUCCAACUCGUACUUUGUGUAAAUUUCGUGAUUCGUCCUCAGGACAAAAAAAUAGGUGGCCCAAAAAAUCUACUGUGUUGCCGAAACACCUCCCCGCAACAACAGCUGGGCUUGUAUAUGUAAGAGAUUGAGAUGCUUUGAGGAUGCAAUCCUAGUUUGAGUUUCUUCAUGCAAGAUAAUAAAGUUCCGUUUUUAUUCGCUGCAAAUUAAUUUGCAUCUAGAAACAGAAUAUAAUAUUGGUUUCUGGUAUUUCUGACGGAGACGGUACUAGGAGUAGGGCGCUUUUCAAUAUGAUAGGUCUGCGGUGUUGACCUGUGCAACCCCGGUUGUUGCUAAUCCGGGAUUGAUUGAGAGAGGAACGGGUCGCCCGCUCCUUGCACGCUUUUUUUACCUCAGCGGAGACUUCCAACCGCAAAUUUCGUAGAAAUUAAAGUUUUCGUAGGAAUCACUCUCUGAUGAAAAUCAAAGCCAGGAUCUGCCCUUCUUACGUAUGAUUUUCGUUUUUCUUUUUCGCUAGACGAGCUAGUUUGCUCGUUAGAAUGACAUAAAUAAAAGCCUCACAGAACAAGAUAUUACAGCAAGAAGAGUGAGAGUGACAAGAGAGUACUAGAUGAAGAGAAGAUAAUCCACCUUUACGUUUGAGUGGUCUAACCCUUAGUUUUAGCACGAGAAGAGAGAUAUUUCAAGUCGUGCAGCCCCUGUUCCCAUUUUUACGAGAUGUUUCUGAGUUAUCCGAGAAAAAAUCCCGCACCCGCGUGAAUGAAGAACGAGUUUUGAUACCGAGCUGCAAAUUCCGUUGUUAGAAAGUCAAAAAGAUACGCUAUCAUGUGAAAGUUUCCACUAUCCAAAUCUGCUAGUAACAUCAAGAACUAAAUUCAAAAAAUGCACCCGCCAAACUUUAACAUUAACUUCUAGAACGACAGAAUAAGAAUCGUCCACGCGAACCAAUAGAAGAACACAAUUGCUUCCUUUUUUGCCUUCGACGUCUCGCUUUCUUUUCUUGCGAAAAAACAAACAAAAAACAAAAGUUCGCGAAGCCCGCGCGUCCCCUUGCACGAUGAAAAUGCG